AUGCAAUUUAUGAACCAGGAGAUCAAAGAGAAUAAGAAUGCGUGCCCUAGCAUUCAUGAAAUGGCUAAUGAAGGAGAUUGGGGCAGAGAGGCGGCUGGGGGUGGCAGUGGUGGCGGCUGUCACGGCGGAGGAGGGAGACACAGUGGCGGUGGCGGCUGGUUAGGGGCAGGGGCUUCGGUAAGGUUAGGGGGAAUGGGGGGAAAGGUUUGGGACGGGGGGUUGAGGGUGGUAGUGGUUGGAGGUGGCGCUGCUGGUGGCGGCGCGGUGGACGGCGAUCGCAGAAGGUGCAGCGGCGAUGGAGGGAGAAGAGGAGAGAGGAGAAGAAGAAAGAGGGGGAAGGAGGAAGGGGGUCGGUAUGGCGGUGGGUUCUGGGUGGUCGGCGGGGCGGUGGUGGACGGUGGUGGUGGCUGGGUGGUGGUUGGGUGGUGGAGAGGAAGAGAGAGGGGAAGGGUUUCGGGAGGGGGGGCGCGACUGACAGGGUUCGCGUGA
Arachis stenosperma is the source of this 489-nucleotide messenger RNA. RefSeq lists its product as uncharacterized. The transcript is spliced from 2 exons. Bases 1 to 489 code for a protein of 162 amino acids. Lineage: Eukaryota; Viridiplantae; Streptophyta; Magnoliopsida; Fabales; Fabaceae. The record is from RefSeq and is a predicted model, not a curated record.